Messenger RNA from Knipowitschia caucasica, 426 nucleotides. The record is from the annotation of a GenBank genome assembly. NCBI's taxonomy places the organism in Eukaryota, Metazoa, Chordata, Actinopteri, Gobiiformes, Gobiidae.
AUGGCCAUCACCACACCGCAAUAUUCCCGGGAUGUGAUAACUGAUCGCUGUGUCCCGGUGCGUGAUACAGAAGUGCUGGGGAUUCUGUUGAACAUUCCGGAGGGAGAGGGAGGGGAGGGGGGGAGAGGGUUAGAGGAGGUGGGGGGUUUGAGGGGGGGGGGGGGGGGGGGGCUGAGAGCAGGGACGUGGUGGAGACAGAGCGGGGCGGGCGCAGCUGUGGUUCUGAAUGAGGAGGACGGACUCUCCGCGCUCUGCUCGAGUCCAAUCGAUCCGAGCUUCGGGAGGAGCGGAUGGAGCGGGGCUAUCACUUGUGCAUCUCCUUCUAUCACUCCCGUUAUCCCCGCGACCGGACACGGCUGGACUGUGGCUGCGACUCUCCGCUGGGACUUAGGCACUUUUCAUCACUUUUCCUUCCCUCGGAGGUGA